Messenger RNA from Clunio marinus, 1769 nucleotides. NCBI's taxonomy places the organism in Eukaryota, Metazoa, Arthropoda, Insecta, Diptera, Chironomidae. The record is from the annotation of a GenBank genome assembly.
AAAUCUUCUGUUUUUCAUUGAAUUCGGUCUCAAUUCAAGUUUAAGGGAAACAAGAAUGUGGUUAAAAUCGGGAAUAAUACUUUUCAUGUGUGUCAAUCAUAUUUUGGCGUUUAGAACAGGCGCAGGCACAAGUGCUUGUGCGACUAUGAUGCCAAAUCAUGAGGGAAAUGUUCCACAGACGACAGAGCCUCCUUACACGAUUAGUGUAUCGAGCAACAAUGUUAUUCAAGGCGAAGUUUUAACUGUUACUAUCGAAGAUCCUUCAAGAAUUUUUCAAUUCCGAGGAUUCUUAAUACAAGCAAGACCAUCACAAGCUUCAACUGAAGUUAUUGGAACUUUUUUCGAGAGUCCUAAUGCAAGAAAUGUUGCUUGCGUCGGUAAUUUUCCUGUUGAUUCUGUUUCAACACACAGAGAUUCAACAUUGAAAUCGAGCAUAACAUUGAGAUGGCAAGCACCACAAAACUUUCGAGGAACUGUUCAAUUUUUAACAGGCGCAGGCACAAGUGCUUGUGCGACUAUGAUGCCAAAUCAUGAGGGAAAUGUUCCACAGACGACAGAGCCUCCUUACACGAUUAGUGUAUCGAGCAGAAAUGUUAUUCAAGGCGAUGUUUUAACUGUUACAAUCGAAGAUCCUUCAGGAUUACUUCAAUUCCGAGGAUUCAUAAUACAAGCAAUAACUACAAUAUCUCCCAGACGAGCUGAUCAAAGUAUUAUUCGACUUCUUCAAUCGCGACUAGAAAACGGUCGACUGUAUUGUCGAGUUGAACGUGACAGUAUGACGACAGUGCAAGGCAUGCAGUUUGAUUUAGUUAACGAUAAACAUUAUUUGUUGUUGGCCAUGGGAACUGAGACAACUACAAAUGCGAUUGGAACGCAUGGGCCUUGGAGUGAAUAUUCUGAAGAAGCUGUUUUAUUAACGCAACCAAGGAAUCUUGAACCUGGUGGUACUCGACUUUUAAUCAUGGUUCAUGGAUCUUUCAUGAUAGUUGCGUGGAUUGGAACAGCUUCAAUUGGAAUCUUCUUUGCUAGUUACUUCAAGAAGACGUGGACAAAUCAAACGAUAUUUGGAAAGGAUGUUUGGUUUGUUUGUCACACAACGUGCAUGAUGUUAACAUGGCUUCUGACAAUUGCAAGUUUCAUUAUCAUUUUUGUUGAGACUGGAGAAUGGCGAACUUCAGUUCAUGCUGUAACUGGAACGAUCACUACGGCGUUGGUCAUUAUACAACCUGUUGGUGCCGUCUUUAGACCUAAACCGGAAAGUCAUAAUCGUCCAAUCUUCAAGCUAAUUCAUUCCGCUAAAGGAAUUUUUAUGUAUAGACUUGCAAUUAUUACACUUUUAUUCGCCGUUCCAUUACCAGCUGCACGUCUGCCCAGUUGGACUUCUUUCAUCCUUGUAGGUUUUAUCGUUUUCUACCUGAAAAUGAACUUUUUCAUGACGCUUAUUGGGACUUUAGGAGAGAUGAAACGUAAAAAACAACCAGGUUCAAGCAAACAUGCUCCAUACACAAUUCUUCGUAAAACAAUUCUUGGCUUCUUUAUUAUCGUAAUUUUAUUAUUUGUAAUUACUUUGGUUCUUAUUUUGGCAUGGCCAGCUUAACAAUUUCUUACUUAAAUACUUCAUUUUUGUUAAUUAUCAUUUAACGAAAUAGUCAGACUUGCAUCAAUUUUCUCUUUUUCGAUUGUUUUCUUAUCAUAUCGCGAACAUCAAUCACAAAUUUCAAAUUGUCAUGCUACUGAAAAUGAAAAUAAACCGAACAUUUUCAAUCAGA